Molecule: messenger RNA, 342 nt
Organism: Paramuricea clavata
Lineage: Eukaryota; Metazoa; Cnidaria; Anthozoa; Malacalcyonacea; Plexauridae
Source: the annotation of a GenBank genome assembly
AUGAGUACAGUUAAAGAGCUUAAGAUGGAGAACGAUGCCUUAAAGCAGCAAGUUCAAGACCUGAAACAAGAUUUGAAAGGCAUAAGUGAACGCGUUGGGUCUAUUCGCUCUGAAGCCGUUAAAAGUUCAGACCUACAGUUUUAUAGCAAUACAUAUGAUGAUUUGCUUACGUUUAAGAAGGACACGCAAAACGAACUCAAACGAAUUGGUAACAAAAUAGAUUCUACUUCAGAUAAAGUUGACAAGAUCGCAGCCGCCAUUACUGCCUUCGAAGACUAUCGUUACCAAUAUAAUCUUAAAAUCGUGGGCGUGCCUCAAAGUCAAACAAAACGAGUCGUGUGA